This is a messenger RNA of Pungitius pungitius (ninespine stickleback), 4270 nucleotides long. RefSeq names its product coiled-coil and C2 domain containing 1B (gene cc2d1b). The coding region runs from base 194 to 2797 and encodes 867 amino acids. The transcript has 26 exons. Gene Ontology annotation, biological process: regulation of transcription by RNA polymerase II. Lineage: Eukaryota; Metazoa; Chordata; Actinopteri; Perciformes; Gasterosteidae. The record is from RefSeq and is a predicted model, not a curated record. Gene Ontology annotation, molecular function: DNA-binding transcription repressor activity, RNA polymerase II-specific; RNA polymerase II cis-regulatory region sequence-specific DNA binding. Gene Ontology annotation, cellular component: nucleus.
ACGAGCCUCGGGCGAACUCUCGCCUUUGCGCAUGCGUACUCAAACAACUCAUGUCAAACCAGAGAAACGAAACUGUUCCUCUGAGAACCAUCCGAUGAUGUGCCGAACCAGCAGGUGAAGACACCCCGCGUUCUGGCGCCGGAUAAAGUUGUUCGCCGGAGUGUCGCGUCGGGUCCGGUUAAACAACAACAUCAUGUUUGGUAAAAAGAAGAGAGCACCGCAGCCCAGAGGCCAGGGUGCUGCUGCAGCCAAGCAGAUGGGUCUGUUCGUGGACCUGGACCCCGAGCAGAUGGCGAUGGGGAUGGAGGGGAAUGUGGACGACCCGGACUUGGAGGCGGAACUCGCCGCUAUUACUGGAAAUAAAACCGCAGCCGGAGGGAGAGCAAAGCAGAAGGGGAAAAGCCCGCUGCCCAUGGAAGAUAUCGCAAGAAUGGCUGACGAGUGUAUGAAAGAUGAGGAUGAGGAUGAGGAUGACGGUAACCUGGAAGAUGACGAAGAUCUAUUGGCAGAGCUGCAGGAAGUGGUGGGUGAAGAGGAAGCCGAGGAUGUCGUAGCUGUACCCUUCACAUCCUCUGCCCUUGCUUCUCAAGCCGAUACACCAGAGACGCCUCUGACGCAGCAGAACGUGAAGGUCCCCUCAGCAGCUCCUGGCAGCCUCCAAUACACUCUGGAGGAGAGAGUGCUCAUGUACAAGACCGCCCUGCAAAACGCCAAAGCUGCAGGGGAGACCUCCAAGGUCAGGAGAUACGACCGCGGCCUGAAGACUCUGGAGUCGAUGUUGGCGAGUAUUAAAAAAGGGAGACCCGUGAACGCGGCGGACAUCCCGCCUCCUGUCGCCGCCGGAGCCCCGAGUGCCGCCUCUCAGCCUGCUGUUCCCCGUCGAGCGGCUCCCCCCGUGCCCUCGCCUCCCGAACGCACCGCUUCGGCUCAGGAGGCGGAGUCAGAGGCCACGCCCGUUGUGCCCGACAUCGUCACCCCCGGCAGCAAAGUGGAGCAUCCGUCCUCGCCCCCUCUGAGCGGCGUCCUGUCUCCCGAGGAGCCUGGCCACCCACCGACCGAUGGUUUGUCAAACGAGUCGACCAAAGCGCUGCUUUUGGAGAGGCAGAACGAAUACAAGACGGCCGCUCUGACAGCCAAGAAGCAGGGAGACGUGGAGCAAGCCAGGCUUUACUUCAAGACCAGCAAGAAGUUCGAUCUGGUGAUUGAGGCGUUGGAAAAGGGGCAAGCUGUCGACCUGGGCGGCCUUCCUCCAUCUCCACAGGCUGCAGGAGGAGUCUCUGUUGCAGUGAGGGAAACGCCCUCGAGAUCAAACAUAGAUGUCAUCCAACUGGUUACAUCAGCACCAGCCGCUGCCCCUCCGUCGGCCCCCUCUGCUCCCAAAGACGUGCUGGAGGCUCUGGAGCAGAGACGUGCCAAGUAUGUGGAGGCGUCCAAUCAGGCCAAAGCCAGCGGAGACGACCGCAAGGCCCGCAUGCACGACCGGAUCGCCAAGCAAUACCAGAGUGCAGUCCGAGCUCACAAAGCGGGGAAAGCGGUCGACUUUGAUGAGCUGCCGGUUCCCCCUGGUUUUCCUCCGAUCCCGGGGCAGAAGGUCACAGGAGCGCAGCAUGGAUUCAUUGCUGCUCUGGAGGCCGCGGAUAAGCUUUCCUCCACCGAUGAUGCCCAAAUAGCGAAGGAAGCAGAGGAGGAGGAGGAGGAGGAUGAUGAUGAUGAGGAGGGGGGGGAAGAGUCUAAGCCUGCAGCUCCAGAAGGGCCGAAGAAGCCCAUGUUGGACCUCCCCGCUGCAGGACCGGACGGAAUCUCCCCAUCAGCGGGUCAGCAGCUCGACUUCCUGGAGGGCAGGAAGAAGCAGUACAUGAAGGCCGCUCUGCAGGCCAAGCAGAAAAACGACAUGGAGCAGGCCAAGGUCUUCCUCCGCACCGCCAGGCGCUUCGAUCCCAUUAUUGAGGCCGCUCGCAGCGGCAAGACCGUGGACAUCAGCGCGGUGCCGUCGCCGCCUGGUGACGAAGACGAGGACUUCAUCCUGGUUCAUCACAGAGACGUGCAGGUGUCAGAGAAGGCCGAGGAGCUUUACGCACAACUAGCCAAGAUCCUUAAAGAGCAGUACGAGAAGUGUAUGACUCACUCUAAGCAGUUCACACACCUGGGCAACGUCACCGAAACCACAAAGUUUGAGAAGAUGGCGGAGAGUUGUAAGAAGAGUCUGGAGGUCCUGAAGCUGGCUCAGUGCCGAGGUCUGUCUCCCCCUAAACAUCACUUUGAGGAGAGAUCCUUUCACACUGUCAGGAUAUUUCCAGACCUGAGCAGCACAGAGAUGGUUGUGAUCAUCGUCAAAGCAAUGAAUCUUCCUGCUCCCAGCGGUAUUCAAACAAACGAUCUGGAUGCAUACGUGAAGUUUGACUUCCCCUACCCCAGCGCGGAGCAGCCACAGAAACACAAAACAGCAGUCAUCAAGAACACCAACUCCCCAGAAUACAACCAGAGCUUCAGCCUGUCAAUCAACCGAAACCAUCGCGGCUUCAGGAGGGUUGUGACGUCCAAAGGCCUCAAGCUGGAGCUUCUGCACAAAGGCGGUUUCCUGCGGAGCGACAAGCCCGUCGGGACGGCCCUCGUCAAGCUGGAGAAGCUGGAGUCGCAGAGCGAAAUCAGGGAGAUCGUGGAGGUGAUGGACGGUCGUAAGGCCACGGGGGGCCGCGUUGAGGUCAAGGUGCGUCUGCGGGAGCCUCUGAGCGGACAGGACGUGCAGAAGAGCACCGAGCGCUGGCUGGUGAUCGACCAGUCCCAGGUUGUUGUUUAGAUGCUGCGCUAGAUUAAAGAGGAUCCACAAGAUGGAGAUGAAAGACAAAAUCACAGGACGAGGACCGAGUUUGGGACGUGACGAGGACGUUGGGGCGACUUUACCCACGCGGGUCUUUGACUUGAACCCUUUGCACAUUUGCGUCUUCAGUCUGAGGACACAACGAUGUGGUCUAAAUGGAGGGUCUCAUCACACGGACUGAAUGCAGAGGGAAGCUUGGGAUGCAUCAGGACCGACCCGUGGGGGGGGGGGGGGGGGACUAGAGGAAGCCUCCUCACAUCAGAGAAAACCACUCGGGCCACGAUCACUUCACCCCCCCGAGGAGUCUCCGUAGGCAUCCGUCCGCGGGCAGCGUGUCCUCGGCUGAGAGGCGGAGCUAACCCCAUCAUGCUGGGCGAGACGACUUAAGUUAAUAUAUCAAAGAAUGUGUAGAUAUUCCUCAUAUUACCACAGCUCUGGUAUCUAGAACGGCACCUAUGCACUAAUACCAAAGUAAUCACUGUUGCUGUCUAAUCCCGCAUUCAUUUAAAUGUCCUUUUUAGUGGCCAAAUUUCUUGCAAUGAGACAGAAGUUUAAUGUGUGACGGAAACGCUUUUCCCACAUUACAUUACUUUUGAUUUUCAGUGUAAAAGCAGAUGCAGAAACUCUUAGAUGGUUUAAAAUAGUUAAGCUAAGAAAUGAUGAUGCCAUACAAGGUACGAUUUAUAUUAUUCUCCACGCCCUUUAUUUUUUUUUGGCACCUUUAACUUUGAUUAGUAAGUCUUCUGACUGUGGUCACUUAACUGCACUCUCACUCCUCUGUGGCUUAAGGUGUAGUUAGAUUGAUAUCUGGUUUAUACAUAAGACACAUGUGUGGAAUCAAAACUGCUUGGAGUUUCAUGUUAAUGUUUAAUUGUUAAAUUUAGCUGAAUGUUAAUUUAGCUUAAGGAAAAAAAUCCAUAAUUACAGAAAAAAGACAUUUUUUUAGGUAAACUUGUUUGAAUGACUAAACUUUUGACAAACCCUGUACAUAUUUUGCCUAAAGGAAUAGUUUAAACCUUUUGGAAAUGCACUUACAGUUCAAUGAAAAAAAAAUCGAUACCACUUAUGUUCAUGUGUUAAAUAUAAGGAUAGAUACAAGUGUUACAAAAAUACACGUGUAAAGCUCACUAUUUGACAAUGAGUGAACUUUACGUGCUGGCCGGUGUAUUAGAUGGAGCCAUGCUCGCCGUUUCCCCCCUUUAUGACUAAGCUAAUCCCCCUCCUCACCUGUUCCACAUUCAGCCCUUGAAGACGAGUGGUAUCGAUCUUCUCAUCAAAUUGAGCGUUUCCCAAAAUGUGUACAACUACUUUUUAUUACUAUGCAACAGACUCUAGAUCUUGGGAUGAAGCACUUUAACAAUUAAAGCUGCAGGCACCAUUGGGGCCGUUGGUCGCCAGGAGAAACGGCGUACUGUAAACAUGUGGAAAAACAAAAAUAAACUUUCAAAGCCA